Molecule: messenger RNA, 2750 nt
Organism: Brassica napus (rape)
Lineage: Eukaryota; Viridiplantae; Streptophyta; Magnoliopsida; Brassicales; Brassicaceae
Exons: 5
Coding region: 789-2102 (437 amino acids)
Source: RefSeq, a predicted model, not a curated record
GGAAGUAGAAACAUGGUUAAUGACUCUCGGUAUUGAUUAAACAAAAUUUCGAGAAAUUGAUUCAUUCUUUGCGUCUUUGUAACUAUUAACAACUUAAUAAUUACAUUAUUGAGGAUUUGAUUAAACAAGUAAAGGUUAAAAAUUAAGGAAACAAAUUGAGAUUAAAUUUGAAAUGGUGUUACUUUGUAUUGAAUAACACGGAACUAACAUUUAGGAAGAAUUAAAGAUAUUUAACUCCAACAAAGACAUUCGAUCUGGAGAAAGUGAAGCGAGCUCUAGAGAUGGAAACUACAUUCUAUUCUCCUGAACGAAGCUUGGCGUCCAAGAAAGAAGAACUUUUCUCAGAGAAAAUCCAGAAGAGGACUGCGAUAGCUGGAAUCACAUGGCUAGCUCAGAGAAAAUCGGAGCCACGGACGAGGAGAAGAUCGUCGAUGCAUACACUCAAGCCGAAGUGUUCCUCCAUGAAGGUGAUUACGUGAAGGUGUUGGAGAUAUAUAACAGAGGCAACCAUCUCCGUUCACGGCGCGAAUCCAUCAUGCUAUCGCCACCAUCUUCUCCAAGGCGACGUGUUCUUUGAAUUGGCGAGAGUAGCGGAUGGUAACGAACUCAAAACUGUGUACCUGUUUGCGUACGUUGAUGCUUACUCGGUUUCAAGUCGUCUCUGUCCGGAAUCUGUACGAUCCUUCCACGGAUACUCUCUUUCCCUUAUUGAGUUGGGUGAUAGGCUUGGGCUAAGCAAGUUCUAUGAGAAAGCUCAUUCCAAGGCUAAGCUAGGGCUAGGAUUGUGCAUGAAGAUUCUUGAACCUCAAGGAAGAGAAGGUGAUUUGCAGUCAAAAGUUGAGGCUUUAAUUGAUCUUGCUAGAGAGAAAAUGCAAAGCAAUAACGCUAUGGUUGUGCAUGAUACAACUAGCGUGGAUGAUCAAAUACAAGAACAGGGGAAGGGAGAUGCUGAUGUUGAUCUAUUGAACAAGUUGUGGAGUAAGCUGGACGAGAAAAGCAAAAGAGACUUCUUGGUUGUGGACAGUAGAGGUUUUGUGGAUUAUAUAGAGUCUGUCCAUGCCAAGACAAAGGCUGAGAGAAGACACUUUUCCGAGUGUUUGUGCAUCGACGAUACUCUUCGGUGGAGAAAGUGGAAAUGCCGCAUCUGUCCACAAGUCAAUUACUGCUUGGUAGACUGUACAUGGCACAUUCUAGAGACGCAUGUCCAAAAGUUUCAACCUCGAAGCAGUUCCCGUCCUAGGCGUUUGGAUGAGUGUUUUGCUAGCAUGAUACGUUGUGGGAAUUGGGAGCCUGUGGAUACAGCGGAGGCAAUAAAUCUGAUCAAAGACAAAAUUGAGCGCAAGGAAAAGCUUGUUUAUGUGAAUGGGUGGUCUUGUGAUUGGCCUAUAGCGACUGAUGAGACGCGGAAAGACAUGCUCAGACAGUUCGGUCAUGUUCUCAAAGAUUAUUCUGAAAACGAUAUUAUGCCACGCAGCGUUUGGGAUUGGUUGAUGGUUUAUGCAGAGGAGAAUGUGAAACUGCCUGAAGUUCCUGGGGACUACCUUGAAAAAUGCAAAUUCUUCAAGAGCCCUCAAAGUCUCUGCUUUCUAGAAGAGAAGAACAUUGAAUACCUUCUGGAAUAUGUUAGAGAGCUAAGCACAGAUCUUCGCACAGGUUUGGUUUCGAAAGUGGUUGAUGGGUUAUGGGUAAAGUCACUGGUGAAGGAAAGAAUCGAUAUUCAGAGAGUUGGUUUUAAUCUGCUUCUAGAUGAGAGGCUACUGUUUGAAGGAGAGCAUCGUGAUUAUGAUGACGUAGGGACAGUAAAGACUUUCAAGUCCAGUGGAAUUUAUGACCAUGUGAUACCUAAGGGUGAUGAGAUUGUCUCUUGGCUUCUAGACUGCCCACCAAUCGAUGCAGAGUUCGUGUCCCAAGUGGCAGAGGGUACACAGAAUCUUGAAAUAUGGUUAGCAGCAUUGAGAAUAGUGCGUUCCACAGCUAGGAAAGAAGAAGGCUACUACACUAAGAGAGACAAGCUGCUAACGUAUGAUAAGAUGUUGGGUGAAGCUGAAGCCCUUUGUGACAAAGACGACAAGUGGAGAAGCGUUGUUUUGUCAGUGUGGUAAAGGAUAUUCUUGAAGGAGCUGCUACUCCAAGAUUUGGAGAAUUAGAUGACAAAGAAUUCACGGAUGGUACAUCCGAGCUCUUUACUACUGUACAGAAUGAUGCAGUCAGAAGAAAUCUGUGGAAGCUCAGAAACUCACUUAACAACAAGGUCAUUUCCAUUGAUGCGAAGAUUUUGCUGAACGAGUGGACGUACAAGAAGCUACACGAAUUUGCAAGACUAUCAGUCAUUGAGAACCGAUUAGUGGUUAAUAUUCCCUUUGUGAAGCUCUAUUUACAGGAUAAACUGAGGAGUAUGCUGAAAACGCAUAAGAGAAAGAUUACAACAGGUGCAGGAGCUUCUGCUAAGAAGGCACAUAAAUAAAUGAGGGCUACACUUUUGGAGGCUCAUUCGUACAAAUGGAGAAAUGUUUUGAAUAGGAAUGUUUGAGAAGAUGGUCUUUUAUGUUUUGCUUAAACUUUGAAUCUGAGACGUUCUAGUUUGUUCCAGGAUGAGAUGCAUACAAUGUUUGUGUUUGUGGAGGGAAAGUUUGAGGACAUAGACAUAACGAACUGCUCUUGUUGAUCUUCAAAGACUUACACAAGUUUUAUUUCCCUUUCAUUACGUAUGUGAACAUAGAUCUUAAUAAGAUUUCUCAUUUUGCUUCAAA